AUAUUUCAGAUAAUAUAAACCGCAUUAACAUUCCUUCUGGCAGCAACAGCUACGCCGGUACUUGGGCUACCGCUGUUGGUUUUGGAAGAACCAGUGAUUCCACCGCUAUUUCGCAAAGUCAAGCAAUGAGGCAUGUAAACCUUCAAGUUAUCACGAACAACGUGUGCGCUUCGACUUACGGUACCAGUGUCAUCAUCAGCUCCACUAUUUGUACUAGUGGUGCUGGUAAUAUCGGCUCGUGCACUGGUAAUUCUGGUGGACCUCUCGCCUCUGGCAGUGGCAACAACCGUCAACUGCUUGGUGUUACAUCGUUCGUCGCUAGAGCUGGUUGCCAACGUGGACUGCCCGCCGGUUUCGCAAGAGUUACCAAGAAAUCCAUCCGGAUUCCUUUCCAGACAGGCUUACACAAAGCCCUACCGAGACAGAUAAUAAAUCAGACAGCGAUCAAUCAAAAUUACUUUGAUAAAAGACAAAUAUCCUAUUAG
Messenger RNA from Vanessa tameamea, 485 nucleotides. RefSeq names its product serine protease 3-like. Gene Ontology annotation, molecular function: serine-type endopeptidase activity. The transcript is spliced from 4 exons. The coding region runs from base 126 to 485 and encodes 119 amino acids. Gene Ontology annotation, biological process: proteolysis. Lineage: Eukaryota; Metazoa; Arthropoda; Insecta; Lepidoptera; Nymphalidae. The record is from RefSeq and is a predicted model, not a curated record.